Molecule: messenger RNA, 1026 nt
Organism: Cynara cardunculus var. scolymus (artichoke)
Lineage: Eukaryota; Viridiplantae; Streptophyta; Magnoliopsida; Asterales; Asteraceae
Product: expansin-like B1
Exons: 4
Coding region: 80-832 (250 amino acids)
Biological process (GO): sexual reproduction
Cellular component (GO): extracellular region
Source: RefSeq, a predicted model, not a curated record
AUCCUACACCUAUUUUUACACACUCUUUAUCUCAUCAUAAACCAGUUUUAGUUACUUGUGUGAAAAUCAAAACUAAGGCAUGGGUUUAUGUUUAACACUCUGCCAUGCCUCUCUUCUUCUCUGUGUGAUUCUGAUACUGUUGCCUUCACCCUGCUUCACUCAAGACUCUUACAUCUCCUCAAGAGCAACUUUCUAUGGCAGCCCUGAUUGCUUAGGGACUCCAACUGGUGCUUGUGGGUAUAAAGCUUAUGGAAGCACCAUCAAUGGUGGUGAGGUGAGUGGAGUUUCUAGGCUUUUCAGGAAUGGUACUGGUUGUGGAGCAUGUUAUCAGGUUAGGUGCAAGUCUCCCAAGUGUUGCAGUGAAGAUGGGGUGAAAGUGGUGGUGACUGACCACGGUGAAGGAGACAACACGGACUUCAUCCUGAGUGUUCGUGCCUACGCGAAACUCGCGCUUCCAGGAUUGGCUGCCGAACUAAUUUCAUAUGGAGUGGUUGACGUCGAAUACAAGAGGAUUCCAUGCCAGUAUCCAGGCUAUAAUCUCAUGUUCAAAGUUCAUGAGCACAGUAGAUUCCCACACUAUCUUGCACUCAUCGCUAUAUAUCAAGCAGGUGUCAGCGAAAUCACAGCAGUCGAAUUGUGGCAGGAGGAAUGGCAGGAAUGGAGGUGUAUGAGAAGGGCAUAUGGAGCAGUAUGGGACAUACCUAAUCCACCAGAAGGAGCUCUAAAUUUGAGGUUCCAAGUGAGUGGUUCAAAGUGGGUACAACUUAAGAGUCUGAUUCCUAGUGACUGGAAGGCUGGGGCUACUUAUGACACUGCUGUUCAGCUUGAUUAGUUAACUGCCUAUACCAAUAUCUAUACAUCCAGAUAUCUAUAUCUAUAUAUGUAGGUAAGGUAGCAAAUAACAGUGUUAAUUGUGUGGUUGGUGGUUUUGAAUAAGUAGUUGAGUGAAGUAAAUGUGGCAAGAAGUGUUGCAGUGAUUAAGUUAUGUUGUGAUAACUUUUGAUGCUUGAAUGAAAUGAUGCUCUG